Molecule: messenger RNA, 2389 nt
Organism: Leguminivora glycinivorella
Lineage: Eukaryota; Metazoa; Arthropoda; Insecta; Lepidoptera; Tortricidae
Exons: 17
Coding region: 117-2318 (733 amino acids)
Biological process (GO): spermatogenesis
Molecular function (GO): metal ion binding
Source: RefSeq, a predicted model, not a curated record
AUUUUAUCAACUUUUUGACAUGAUGUCUGUUUCAAGUUGUGUAGAAGUGUUUGUGUGUUGAUAAAAAAACCAAAGCUCUUGUUUAUUUAUAAGUGGAAUAGACAUCUACUGCCAUAAUGAGUUCUCAAACAUAUCACAGGAAGGAGAUGGAGGAACGGAUCCGGAAGUUUGACAGUGCAUGCGUUGCUGCGGUGCACCAUAUCGGACAUUUACAAGAACAGGCAAGGAGUUUCCUAGCCCAGCUGUCAUGUGAUCCUAGAGAGUUUAAGCACCGCUUUCUUCAAUGCAGUAAACAGUUAGAUGAAUUCAUGUAUGCCAUUACUGAUUUCAACUUGGCAGCGAGCAGUCUAGGACCUACUACCAGUAUUACGACAGAUACUUAUAUACCACCACACAUACAGAAGCAAGCUCAUGAAACACUGUCUAACUCUAACACACCGUCUCCCUCUAACAUUCAGAGGUUACCAGCAAACGAUAGAAAACCAUACAAAAGGGAAAAUCGAAUGAGUCAUACUAAGACAGAGAAUUGGAGAGAUCGUGAUAUAAAUUCUAAUGGAAGAGAUUUUAUUAAAGCGAAUGGAAAUGUAACUGUGGAGAGAAAUGAAAAUUUGACUGAUACAGGUUGUCAACCAGUGGGCCUGCCUCCGCAACCGAAGUUGGACCCUGCGACGAAAGAAGCCACCAUUAUAAGUGCAGAUGGUGCCCAGUUAUGGAUCGUAGCCGACGAUACUUCCUUCAUCAAUAUUAUGGAAGGAAUGUUGAAUUAUUACCAAAAUCAAGAAAUAGCAAAAGAUUUUAUUCCCAAAACAGUAUGCGCUUACUAUGACGAAACCGAAACUGAGCACUUCUUUCGAGCCCUCUACAUAGUUUCAGAGGAUGGUGAUCCAGAAGUGUUUCUUGUGGACACGGGGGAAUUCCGACCGGCUGUCCAAAGUCGCCUGUUCCCUCUCGCCCCGCAGUUCGCAAUCACCCCGCCCUUGGCACAUCUCUGCUAUUUAGCCGACGUAGAGCAGACGGACGAUAAAAAAAUAGAAAACAGACGAACAGAAUUUCUGGAGCAAUACUUGGGGAAACGAUACCAAGUUAAACUCGCAGAAGAGUUCAAUGAUGAUGGUUCCUUGCGAGUUUACGUAUUUUUAGAAGAUGGAAAUACUAUCAAUCAAUUAAUUCAAGCAAUGGAUUCAAAUGAUCCAGAGCUAAAUAAUAAUUCUAAGAACAGUAUUGACAACGAAAGCAUUCAUUCGACUAAAAUAAAUAGAACAAAAGUCCUUACUCAGGAUGAUAUAAUAAAUAAUGAGAAUCAACCUGUAAAUAUAAUUAAAUCAGAUGUAAAUAUUAGUAAAGAUGAAACUCAUGAAGAAAACAAAAUAUUUGAUGAUAUUAAUAUACUUGAUGAGGAAAUUGAUAAAGACACAAAAACUAAAGAAAAUACAAUAAGGAAAGAUGAAAAUAAUGAUAUUAGACUAAAUGAAAUGGAUCUUAGAUCUGAUGAAGAAAUGGCCAAAGAAUUGGAAGCGUUAGAAAAUAUGGAUUUAGAUGAAAUGAGAUUUAACGAACAUGAGAAUGCCGUUGAAGCUGUCACGGGUUAUAGCAACAGAGAUGAGAUGGACAUUUGCAAGCAUUACAAAGGGGGCGAUGGUUGCUAUAAGGGCAAAUUAUGUAACAAACGACACGUCAAAAUACAUCCAGAUGGCUGGACGCUAGACCGCGUGUCCGUACACGUCAAAUGUCCAUCCCCACCGCUCCCCCCACCUGGGUCAUGGCACAAGGUCAAGGUCACACACGUAGAUGAGACCUGCAAGUUGUACGUGCACUUUGAUAGCCAAGAUGAGACCAUGUCUCUAUCCGCCCUUGUGGAUGAGAUGUCCAUCGCAGCUUCGAACUCCGGCCCUUUGAAGUUGGACCCGGCGCCUGGCGAGUUGGUAUCGGCUCCAUUUUUUGGCAACUACUACAGAGCGCGAGUUAUAGCGGUGCAUGACAAAAUAGAGGUUUUCUUCAUAGACUACGGCAACACGGCCGUCGUAUCUCGCCCCGAGCUGCGUCCAUUCUCGCCUAGCUGGCUCUCGCUGCCAGUGAGGGCCGUGCCUUGCCGGCUGGCGGGGGUGCCUGCGACCAACGUGCAUGAAAUACUUGCGGAGUUGGCAGUGGAUAGGACUAUGCAGGCUCAGAUCAUCGCCCGAAGUCUCGACGAGCUAACAGUUAAACUGCUUGACGCGACCGGUUUUGACGUGGCCGAGCAACUGGCCGUGUUGGCCGACGUUACCCUGCAGCCCUACGAAAUAGAACACGAUGAACAGUGUCGGGUCCUACCAGCAUAAACUAGAGAGGUUAGCGCACCACAAUUGAACCUAUAACCCACAGUCGAAAUCUACAACACCCGCGAGGUUUA